Sinocyclocheilus rhinocerous is the source of this 4952-nucleotide messenger RNA. Its product is annotated as CUB and sushi domain-containing protein 1-like. The transcript is spliced from 30 exons. The record is from RefSeq and is a predicted model, not a curated record. The annotation marks the transcript as partial. Lineage: Eukaryota; Metazoa; Chordata; Actinopteri; Cypriniformes; Cyprinidae.
CUGUGUCCCUCACUAGCUGUCCUGAAACGGUUGUACCCAUGAAUGGCUUCAAAGUGGGUGAGAGAUUACAGAUGAACAGUGUGAUGUCCUUCCAGUGUGACCCUGGAUAUACUCUGCAGGGAGUCUCCCAUAUCUCUUGCAUGCCAGGGCCUGUGCGCCGCUGGAACUAUCCGCCUCCUCUCUGCAUCGCUCAGUGUGGGGGAAUCAGAGAGGAGAUGGAAGGCACCAUCCUCAGCCCUGGUUUCCCAGGAAACUACCCUAGCAACGGUGACUGCACCUGGAGGAUUUACUUGCCAGUCGGUUACGGGGCUCAUGUGCAGUUCUUGAACUUUUCCACUGAGGCCAACCACGAUUUCCUGGAAAUUAGGAAUGGGCCUUUUGACACCAGCACAGUGAUUGGCAGAUUCAGUGGGCAGGACUUACCACCAUCUCUUCUAACCACUUCCCAUGAGACUACUAUAUAUUUUCAUAGCGACCACUCUCAGAAUAAACCUGGCUUCAGAUUUGAUUAUCAGGCAUAUGAACUUCAAGAGUGUCCUGAUCCUGAACCCUUUCACAAUGGUGUGGUGGUUGGGGCUGGUUAUAAUGUGGGUCAGUCCAUCUCCUUUGAGUGCUAUCCAGGAUAUCAGCUGAUGGGACACUCCAUUCUUACCUGUCAACAUGGCACUACGCGCAACUGGGAUCAUCCGUUUCCUCGCUGUGAAGUGCCCUGCGGAGGUAACAUUACAUCAGACAAUGGCACUAUCUUCUCCCCCGGUUACCCAGAGGAUUACCCCACUUCUGCGGACUGCAGCUGGCUGAUUACGGUGGCACACGGCCUGGGUAUCCGUCUUAAUUUUACCCUCCUGCAAGUCCAUGGCCCCCAAGAUUUCAUCACAGUCUGGGACGGACCGCAGGAAACAGCUCGCAAACUUGGAGUGUUUACCGAGGGAGACCCCAACAACCCACCAAGCAGCACAUCUAAUCACGUUCUAAUACGUUUCCGAAGCAAUUCUGAGAAAGGUGGACUGUUCAAGAUCAACUAUCAAGCCUAUAGACUUCAGUUUUGUUUGCCACCUCCCAUAAUUCCCAAUGCCGAAAUUCUGAUGGCCAGUAAAGAAUUUAAAAUAGGUGAUAUUGUGCGGUACAGAUGUCUCCCAGGAUAUCAUCUGAAUGGGAACAGCAUUCAGACUUGUCGUCUGGGGACUCAUCUUGAGUUUGAAGGACCUCCACCUUCAUGUGAUAUUACCUGUCCUAUGAAUGAGGUAUUGACAGCCUCCACGGGAAUAAUCCUGAGUCAGUCACCGGGCAGCAGCCUGCCGCACUUUGAGUCCUGCUCCUGGGUGGUGAAGGUGGAUUCAGGUUACAACAUCACUUUCACCAUUGAACACUUCCAGACCAGCAGACAGUUUGAUGAGCUAGAGAUCUUUGAUGGUCCAUCAAGACAGAGUCCACUGCUCAUUUCUCUGAGUGGGAACUAUUCAUCUCCCUUUAGUAUUACUAGCAUUGCAAACAAGGUUUACCUGCACUGGUCUUUCGAUCACACCUCUAGCCACAAGGGCUUUCGAAUCCGCUACUCCGCGGCAUACUGCAGUACCCCAGACCCUCCUGUGAAUGGCUCGGUGCAUAGCCAGACGGGCACAAAACUUGGCAGUACCUUGCGCUUCAGUUGCGACCGGGGCUUCAACCUGAUUGGCCAGACCACCGCCACCUGCACCCGCACCCCACAGGGCAUCUACCAAUGGAACGCUCCAGUGCCGCUUUGCCAAGUUGUUUCCUGUGGGAUGCCUAUUGCGCCAGUGAAUGGCACUGUCAUCGGGCAGGACUUCACUCUCAGCUCUAGAGUCUCAUUUUCUUGUAAUCCUGGUUUCCGAUUGGCCAAUGCUCAGCCGGUGUCAACGCUUUGUCAAGAGUCUGGGAGGUGGAGCCCGAUGGAGACCCGCCCUCGCUGCGUCCCUGUGACCUGCCCUGACAUCGGCCACUCUGCAGUGGAUCAUGGGAGGUGGAGGCUUAUUUAUGGCAUGCAGAAUAAAUAUGAGGCCAUGAUGAUGUUGACCUGUGACCCUGGAUAUUUCUACAAGGGUCAAAGGGUCAUCCGCUGCCAAGCUAACGGCACCUGGGAUUACCCUGAGCCGAGACCGUCCUGUGAAAUCAUUUCCUGUGGUGACUUUGGAACCCCUCCGAAUGGGAAUAAAAUAGGAACAUUAACCGUGUACGGAGCGACUGCCAUUUUUUCCUGUAACACGGGUUAUACUCUGGUGGGCUCCAGAGUGAGAGAGUGCAUGUCCAAUGGCCUGUGGAGUGGAGCUGAGGUCCAAUGUCUUGCUGGACACUGUGGCACACCAGAGCCUAUUGUGAAUGGCCAGAUCAUCGGAGAGAAUUACAACUACAGAGGCAGUGUCGUUUACCAGUGUAAUCCUGGAUUUCGACUCAUCGGCGUGUCUGUUCGCAUCUGUGAGCAGGACCACCGCUGGUCUGGAAAGACUCCCGUCUGUGUCCCCAUCACCUGUGGACAUCCAGGCACCCCUGCUAAUGGUGUGACUCAGGGAACGCAGUUUAACCUGAACGACAUAGUGCGUUUUGCCUGCAACCCUGGUUAUGUUCUGCAGGGUGCAAUCAAGUCUCACUGUCAGCCCAACGGCCAGUGGAGCAACGCUCUGCCCAAGUGUAAAAUUGUGAACUGCACUGACCCGGGACAUGUUGAAAAUGGUGUCAGACAGGUCCUGCCCAGCGGGCCUCAUCGUUACAGUUUCCAGACCACAGUUUCUUACAGCUGUAACCCUGGAUACUACCUGCUGGGCACCAGCACUCUGAGCUGUCAGGGCGAUGGCACAUGGGACCGUUCCCUACCCAGGUGCCUCUUGGUUCUGUGUGAUCGUCCCAGCAUGCCUCCGUAUGCACAGAUCUCGGGGGACAGGCGCACAGUGGGCUCCGUUAUCCGCUUCAGCUGCAUCGGCCAGCGCAGCAUUGUGGGCAAUACCACCCGCAUGUGCCAGCUGGAUGGCCAGUGGAGCGGCUCCCUGCCACAUUGCUCUGGGGAUUCUGCUGGUUUGUGUGGAGACCCUGGCAUUCCAGUGCACGGGAUCCGUCUGGGAGAGGAGUUCACCGUAGGGAGCAUCGUACGAUUCAGCUGCGAGCCUGGCUACGUUCUGAAGGGCUCCUCUGAACGAACCUGCCUGGCUAACGGGAGCUGGGUGGGCAUCCAGCCUGAAUGCCACGUCAUUAACUGUGGAGAUCCUGGAGUGCCAGCUAAUGGUAUCAGACUGGGUAUUGACUUCACGUACAGCCACACUGUGAGCUUCCAAUGUUCACCAGGUUUCACUAUGGAUGCCGAUCGUGCCUCCAUGCUCAUCUGCACCAAGGAUCGCACAUGGAAUGGCACCAAGCCAGUUUGCAAAGCCAUUGUGUGUGGAGCACCUCCCAGCAUCCCGAAUGGUCAGGUGGUGGGGUCUGACUUCCAGUGGGGGUCCAGCAUUAGUUAUAGCUGUAAUCAGGGCUACCAGCUUUCCCUUCCCACUAUCCUCACCUGCCAGGGCACAGGAAACUGGAGUGGCGAACGGCCGCAGUGUUUUCCUGUAUUUUGUGGAGAUCCAGGGAUACCAGCCCAGGGCAAGCGAGAAGACAGAGGAUUCACAUACCUGUCCUCUGUUUCAUUCUCAUGUUACCCGCCUUUGAUCCUGGUUGGCUCUGCUCGCCGUUACUGCCAAUACGAUGGAACCUGGAGUGGAACCCAGCCAUCUUGCAUAGAUCCCAGUCACACCAGCUGUGUAGAUCCUGGCACUCCUCUCUUUGGCCACCAGAACAACUCUCAAGGCUACCAGGUGUGUGAUCGCUCUGAUAACAGACCAAGCGGAAAAACUGUAGGAACAGUGCAAGAGCCGCCCAACACAAAGCAACCCGAAGAAGCCCAGUUGUUGCUGCAGGUGUAUCAGAUUCGAGGCCCUGUGGAGAUCUUCGUUAACAAGUUCAAAAUUGACAACUGGGCCUUGGAUGGACAUGUGUCAUACAUGCCUUCUUCUGAUUCAUUUGUGUACCAAGGCUUUGUUCGAGGAAAAGGCUUCGGCCAGUUUGGACUUCAGAGGCUGGAGGGCCUUGAUCCAAAUGGCGAGAAUCCAGGCUAUAACUUUGCCUCCAAUAGCAGUUCGGUGGCAGCAGCCAUUUUAGUGCCUUUUAUUGCCAUGAUCAUAGCAGGCUUCGCACUGUAUCUCUACAAACACAGAAAAAGGCCCAAAGUACCCUUCAAUGGUUACGCAGGCCAUGAGAACACCAACGGAAGAGCCACUUUCGAGAACCCUAUGUAUGACCGUAACAUCCAGCCCACUGAUAUCAUGGCCAGUGAGACCGAGUUCACAGUCAGCACAGUGUGCACAGCAGUAUAGCGACCGCUCUAGUCAAAGGCUGCAUAUAAUCUUACCCUCUCCACACAACUGUUCCCAUAGUAAGAAUGGGCCACAUGGAUGGACUAAAGAGGAGGAUGUUUUUUUUUGUUUUUCAUUUGUAAACAAGUUCCAAUUGUGGCAAAGUGAUAAACCUUGACAACGAUGCUGUCAAAGCGCAUCAACAGAGAUGCACUGAUAAAGAACCACGUCAGUGUUUGCUAGCUAAAGCUCUGUUCCUACACUCUUCUGCUGUCUCCUCUUUUUUCCUUCCGAUGGAACAUCCUAUUUGACUGUGGCAGCGCAAAGGGACACAUGUGAAGCUCACAGCCGUCGCUUGCCAAAAAAAAGACAAGAGAUACAUUGUUCGGUCAAAUGAAGGCCGAAUUCUCACUCUUGAGUUGGAGGAAGUCUUCAUGUGAGCAGGAAGUCACAAGAAGCAUGUUGCUGGAGAGUUGAAGCUUUGUUUUACUUUUGUAUCUUGAGUUCUGUCCAUGGAGUGCGUUUUGGCUUGUUUUAUCCCGUUUCCACCUUGAACUAAAAUCACAAGUGCAGACUUCACUGAGGACACACUCUCUGACACCUUCCCCAUCAGUU